AUGGCCGCCAUCAGCCUCGCCAAGCCAAACCUUUUGUCCCCCUUCCUCUUUUUUUUUUGUUCCCUUUUCCACAUUGGAUGUAACUCGGGGAGAGUUCCGGUUUCCCGUUUUUUUUUCUUUCUCCGAUUCCAGGGAUCGUCCGUCGCUAUUACGGGCGCGGUAGAAGGUUUACGGCCGGGCAAGCACGGAUUUCACAUUCACGAGUUUGGCGAUUUCUCGCGCGGGUGUCUUUCCACUGGGCCACACUACAACCCCGAUGGAAACGAUCAUGGGGCACCGGAUGACUGCAAUUCCCAUGCUGGCGAUCUUGGCAACAUAAUGGCGUACAGCACCGGGCUGGCAAAAGUACAAAUCGCAGCCCGGAAGAUAACGCUUGCAGGCGACCGAAGCAUCAUCGGCCGGACGCUCUCCAUUACCGAGUUCGAGGAUGAUCUGGGCCGUGGUAGGCACGACUACAGCAAAACGACGGGAAACUCGGGUAACUGCAUUGCGUGCGCCAUCAUUGGGGUCGCUCGGGAAGAAUACUUUGCCGAGCGGCUGCAUCUGACCACGGAUGAAUGAUUUCAUUCAGUAGCGUUAUAUAGCAAAAUUCUAUCGAAUGUAAUGCAUCCCUUCGGUACCACAAGCAAA
Messenger RNA from Anopheles stephensi (Asian malaria mosquito), 630 nucleotides. Its product is annotated as superoxide dismutase [Cu-Zn]-like. Bases 1 to 561 code for a protein of 186 amino acids. NCBI's taxonomy places the organism in Eukaryota, Metazoa, Arthropoda, Insecta, Diptera, Culicidae. The record is from RefSeq and is a predicted model, not a curated record. The transcript is spliced from 2 exons. Gene Ontology annotation, biological process: removal of superoxide radicals. Gene Ontology annotation, molecular function: copper ion binding; superoxide dismutase activity.